AGAGGAACCGGUAGACAGCAGGUAGCAAGUAGAAACUAACCGUUGGACUUGAAAAAUUUGAAAAGUUGCCAAAAAUAGGUACAAUCAAACGGCUGAGAUAAUCUGGUCUACCGGCAACGGGUCCCAAUAAGCUCUCAUCAUAGGGUUUCAAUCUCAAACAUUUGAAUUAACCCACCCACCCACCCCUAUAUUCUUCAAAUCUUGCUGAAUUCAUUACACAAUUCUUUUCUUGGAAUGCUGCGAAGCUCAUUUCAAACAUCAGGUACGAUCUCUUACAUCUUUGGGGGUGACACAUAAUGAAUUUGGAAAGACAUAUUGGAGAGAAGUGUAGACCUUUAGAUGUUGGAUUAUCCAGAUUUGCCUUUGUCUCAAGCAACCAUGGAAAGUGAUGAAACAAGCAAGUGUCCUUCAGAUGACACCAGUAGUCUGCAAAGUGUUCGGCCUUUGCAUGGGAGGACGAGUGGUCCUAAGAGACGUUCCAGACAAUGGAUUCCCGAGGAGGAUGAAAUCUUGCGCCAAGCAGUCCAACAGUUUAAGGGGAAAAGCUGGAAAAAGAUUGCGGAAUGUUUUAAGGACCGGACAGAUGUGCAAUGCCUGCACAGGUGGCAGAAAGUUCUUGAUCCCGAACUUGUCAAAGGUUCAUGGUCUAAAGAGGAGGAUGAUAAACUAAUUGAAUUAGUGAGCAGAUUUGGCCCCAAAAAAUGGUCCACCAUUGCACAAGAGUUAGCAGGACGUAUUGGAAAGCAAUGUCGGGAAAGAUGGCACAAUCACCUGAAUCCUGCAAUAAAGAAAGAAGCUUGGACACAAGAGGAGGAAUUGACUCUAAUUCGUGCCCACCAAGCUUAUGGAAACAAGUGGGCAGAGUUAUCAAAAUAUUUGCCUGGAAGGUCAGACAAUGCAAUAAAAAAUCACUGGAAUAGUUCAGUCAAAAAGAAACUGGAAUCAUAUUUGGCAUCAGGUUUACUUGUACAGUUCCCUGCUCUGCCUAAUGUCAACCAUCAGAACCAAUCAAACCCUUCUUCGUCUAUGAAGUUGCAACAAAAUAGUGAAGAUGAAAGUGUUCACAAAGAAGGAACAGAAGCGGAGGAAUUUACGGAAUGCAGUCAAGGUUCGACCCUUGCUGGUUGUUCCCAGUCUACAAGUGACUGGGGAAAUACAUUUGUGCAUAUAAGAGAGAAUGGUGGGAUGUCGGAGGAAUCAAUUCGUGAAAAGGACGCAAGCUCCAGCGGGGCACCAUGGCCUAGGGACUAUACCCCAGCUUUUCAAGAUGCUUCUUGUUCAAUGCCAAAAGUUCCCAGUGAACUUGCGGAUUCCAAGUUCCAUGAGCAUAAGUUCUCAUAUGACUGGGUCAAUUCCAUAGGAGAAGAUUGGCAGUUUAAUAGGGAUGACAUAUCUAAUAUUUCUCUUCCGGAGUUUAUUCAGGAAUCCUCAGGACAUUACAUGCACUGUUUAAAUGGCAAUGAGAACCGUGAUGUGGUAACCUAUCCAUUGCAAACGGCAAUGGAAUCUGGAGCAACUUUUAACGUAGGAAACGUGGUUGAGGAUCCAUAUAAACCCAAUGAAAUGUUUGAUGUUUGCAGGAUCGUAUAUCCAGAGGCAGGAAUUCCUCAAUGCUCUCCGUCCGAAACUGGGGUUAAUGGCAGUGGUGAACCUGCAGAUUCGUCAAUUUACCAAUCAUCAAACUAUCAGAUCCCUGAAGCAGGAAAUAUGGCUCCACAAAACUGCAAUGCUUUAUGUUUUGAUGAUUUUGAAGCUUCAUUCCAUCAGCGAUUUUCUGUUCCUUCGCAAUUUUCUUCUGAGGAUACAUCACUUGUAUUUGGUAUUGCUUCGGAUCAGUUCCAUUAUCCUCUACUUGAAAACCCAGUUCAAGAGUCCUUCACCAGUAGAUGUGAUGGUUUUAUAUGUCCAAGUGAGUUUGGUGGCACCCCUUCCAAUGAAAAUGGCAUAGAGAAUGAGGUCAUGAAAGAUGAACCUGAUCAUACAAAAGAUUCCUCAAGGCUAGAAGAACAGAAAGAUGGAGGAGCUUUAUGCUAUGAGCCUCCUCGCUUACCCAGCUUGGAUGUCCCCUUCAUGUGUUGUGAUAUUAAACAAUCUGGUUCAGUUACACAGCAAGAGUACAGCCCUUUUGGCAUCCGCCAAAUGAUGAUGUCUUCUGCAAACUGUCUUACUCCAUUAAGGUUGUGGGACUCACCAUCAAGAGAUGAUAGUCCAGAUGCUAUCUUGAAAAGUGCUGCCAAAACUUUCACUGGGACACCUUCUAUAUUAAAGAAGCGACACCGUCAUUUGGUGUCGCCUUUGUCAGAACAGAGAUCUGGGAAAAAGCUUGAAACUGAUCUCAAUAUGUUUGAGGAGUCAGCAAAUGAAAAAGUGUCUACUGAAGACAAAGAAAAUCUACGUCCAUCCUCAGAAGAUGGAAGAAAGGACGAAGGUGAUGAAGUAACUGGACUUUCAUGCAAUGGAAAUUCAGGGAGACAAUUAGAUGGUGGUGGUGCUCCCUACCAUAAAGAGCUCCAUAGUGAAAGAAAUGGAGCCAAUAAUGCAACAGGAAAGGUAAAACAACCUCCUGGAGUUCUGGUUGAGCUUCGCUCAAAUGGCAUGCUUUUCUCUCCUGAUCGUAUCUUGAUCAAGUGUGAUAGUGCUACAAGUCUAAGUAAUAAAGCUUUAGGUAACCAGUAUGCUAGACGACUUGAAGCUGCAUCAAAUCAAAUUACUGCUUCAUCCUCCUUUGAGACUUCAUGCUUGUCUGUUGUUUGCUCUCCUGACAUACUUGGGAAGCAUAGAAGCACAAUGCAAUCUACUACGUCAACUGCAUUGGAGAAUACAGCUGAAAAUUCUGAAAAUGGAUUUGGUGCUGAGACUUCAAACAUAUUUGGAGAGACACCUUUUAAAAGGAGUAUUGAAUCUCCUUCAGCAUGGAAAUCUCCAUGGUUCAUGAAUUCGUUUCUGUCUAGCCCAAGAUAUGAUACAGAACUUGCAUUUGAGGAUCUUCUUUUUAUGAGUCCGGGUGACAGAAGCUAUGAUGCUAUUGGGUUAAUGAAGCAAUUAAGUGAGCAAACUGCACCUUCAAUUGCUGAUGCCCGUCAGAUCUUGGGAAGUGAAACUCCAGAAACAAUCCUGUCGGAAAGGAAUUCCAAGAAACAGAAAGCAGAUGAAAAUUGUGCCCAGGCUUCAAAUGCUAUGAGUGAGAGACGCACACUUGAUUUCAGUGAAUGCGGAACGCCGGGAAAGGGAAAAGAGACUACCAAAAUUGGAAGCAACAGCUUUUCCAGUCCUUCCUCCUACCUGUUGAAGUGCUGCAGAUAGAAAGUCCUUUUAGGAUAGAAGGUUUUCUUCCCUCAAAGGCACUUGUUUGUCGGAACAUAUAGAUUCUAUUCAUUCAUUAAAUGUAUGCUUCAUUCCCCUUUGCUAAAUGCGGAACCCAAUAGUACAUUCCUUCUUUUCUGAGCUUCAUUUUGCAGGAAGCAUGGUAGUGUUAAAAAGGGGGAGAAUAGAAAGCUGUGUAGAUUCUUUUUUUGAAGUAGUAAGUUUGAAGAAACUUUCUGUAGGUUGGGUGAGGUUAUGAGCAUUUGUACUUCACUUAUUGGACAAAGUGGACUAGAUUGACUAAA
Molecule: messenger RNA, 3608 nt
Organism: Lycium barbarum (goji berry)
Lineage: Eukaryota; Viridiplantae; Streptophyta; Magnoliopsida; Solanales; Solanaceae
Product: transcription factor MYB3R-1-like
Exons: 12
Coding region: 340-3303 (987 amino acids)
Biological process (GO): regulation of DNA-templated transcription
Cellular component (GO): nucleus
Molecular function (GO): RNA polymerase II cis-regulatory region sequence-specific DNA binding; DNA-binding transcription factor activity, RNA polymerase II-specific
Source: RefSeq, a predicted model, not a curated record